GUCGACAAUGGAAAAUUGGAAAUUAAACAAUGACGAACAUUAAAGGCGACAAUGGAGGAAAUGGAGCCAAGCUCCACGUCGCAAUGUUUCCAUGGCUAGCUUUUGGCCAUAUGGUUCCAUACUUGGAGCUCUCCAAGCUCAUUGCUCAAAAGGGUCACACCGUCUCUUUCAUCUCCACUCCUCGUAACAUCGACCGCCUCCUUCCACGGCUGCCGGAAAAUCUUCACUCCGCCAUCAAAUUCGUCAAGCUCCCUCUUUCCGGUGGCGUCGACAAAAAACUCCCGGAGGACGGCGAAGCCACCACCGACGUGCCUUUCGAUCUCAUACCUUACUUAAAAAUCGCCUUCGACGGAUUGCGAAUCCCGGUGACGGAGUUUCUAGAAUCCUCGAAACCCGAUUGGAUCCUACAAGAUUUCGCGGCGUAUUGGCUUCCUCCGAUCUCUCGCCGCCUCGGGAUUAAAACCGGAUUCUUCAGCGCUUUCAACGGCGCGACUCUCGGGAUUCUGAAACCGCCGGGAUUCGAUGAGUACCGUACUUCUCCGGCGGAUUUCAUGACGCCGCCUAAAUGGGUCCCGUUCGAAACUCCGGUGGCUUUUAAGCUGUUCGAGUGCCGGUACAUUUUCAAAGGGUUUAUGGCGGAGACAACGGAAGGCAAUGUCCCCGACGUCCACCGUGUCGCCGGAGUAAUCGACGGUUGUGACGUCAUCGCCGUGAGGAGCUGUUACGAGUACGAAGCUGAGUGGUUGGGACUUAUACAGGAUCUUCACCGGAAACCGGUUAUUCCGGUGGGAGUUUUACCUCCGAAGACGGAAGAGAAGUACGAUGAUACCGACACGUGGCUGUCUAUCAAAGCUUGGUUGGACUCGCGGAAAAGCAAGUCCGUAGUUUACGUAGCUUUCGGUUCAGAAGCUAAACCGAACCAGACGGAGCUAAACGCGAUCGCUUUCGGUUUAGAGCUUUCCGGUUUACCUUUCUUCUGGGUGUUAAAGACUCGACGCGGUCCGUGGGAUACCGAACCGGUCGAGCUUCCUGAAGGAUUCGAAGAGAGGACGAAGGAGAGAGGGAUGGUGUGGAGAGGUUGGGUUGAGCAAUUGAGAACAUUGAGCCACGAUUCGAUCGGUUUGGUUCUAACUCAUCCCGGUUGGGGAACAAUAAUCGAAGCUGUCCGGUUUGCUAAACCGAUGGCGAUGUUGGUUUUUGUAUACGACCAAGGAUUGAACGCGAGAGUAAUUGAGGAGAAGAAAAUCGGGUAUAUGAUCCCUCGGGAUGAGACGGAAGGUUUCUUUACUAAAGAAAGUGUGGCCAAGUCGUUGAGAUUGGUAAUGGAGGAAGAAGAAGGGAAAGUUUAUAGAGAGAAUGUGAAGGAGAUGAAAAGAGUGUUUGGUGACAUGGAUAGGCAAGAUCGUUAUGUCGAUUCUUUCUUAAAUUAUCUCGUUACUAAUCGUUAAACUUUGACAAUUAAUUACCUUGGAAAAUGUUUCCCUAAACCUCGCUGUCUUUGACUGUAGCGUUCGCGUUUGUAAA
This is a messenger RNA of Eutrema salsugineum, 1524 nucleotides long. RefSeq names its product UDP-glycosyltransferase 91A1. The transcript has a single exon. The coding region runs from base 30 to 1448 and encodes 472 amino acids. The record is from RefSeq and is a predicted model, not a curated record. Gene Ontology annotation, molecular function: UDP-glycosyltransferase activity. NCBI's taxonomy places the organism in Eukaryota, Viridiplantae, Streptophyta, Magnoliopsida, Brassicales, Brassicaceae.